GUCAGACGUCAGAGUAACGUUUAAAACGCAGAUAACUUCCAUGUGCAUGAUGGUGUGAUUCAUUUCACUUGAGUUGUUGGGUUAAAGCACUCUGUCUUGAAGUCACUCUGCACCAUGACGAACUCAUGAGCGCUUAGCAUACAGUAGAUUUUUUUGGGAAAGCAAUCUCCCCCCAUCUGGAAAAAGAAAGGUUUCAAACGCACAUUUUCAAAACUCAUCGAAAGCCCUACAACAAGUAGCACUUUUGAACUCUGUCGAGAUGGCAGUGUCAUCGCUCCCGUGCGCUCUGUGCAUAAUAUGGAUAUGUCUGAUCUGUCAUUCGACGGGAACGAGAUUUAUUUACCAGUUUCCCGGCGUAACUGUUCAACGUGUCAACUCGGAGCGGAGCGCGAGUACCGGUUCACCACUCAGCGGAUCAAACACCCAGUCCAGGAACUGGUGCCAGUUCACAGUGUCGAGGACGGUGACAUGCCAGGUGCGCAAUGGGACCGAGACCACAGUGCAGAGAGUGUUCCAAGGCUGCCGCUGGCCAGGACCCUGCUCCAAACUCAUCAGCUACAGGACCGUGGUCAGGCCGUCUUACAAAGUGGCCUAUCGGCAGGUCACUGCUCUGGAGUGGAGGUGCUGUCCUGGGUUUGUAGGAGAUCAAUGUCAAGUAGAGUGUAUGAACUGCACCGGCUUCACUGACAUGAACAGCAGACUGAACUACAUCGAGUCCAAGAUUAAACUGCUAGACGGGGCAGGUUCACCGUCCUUCAACAACUCAACAGAGGGCUCCAGUGAUAACGAGGUGUACACCCCUAACCCCACCCCCAUAGGCCCUCCAUCCUACCUGCAGCCAGGAGGAAGAGGAUCACCAGGGCCAAUCGGACCACCAGGAAUUCCAGGCCCAGCUGGCGAGGCAGGGGUUCCAGGACAGACCGGACCGACAGGGCCAAUGGGAGAGAGAGGAAGACCAGGAGAGAUCGGUCUUCCAGGCCUCCCCGGACCUCCAGGCCCUCCAAGGCCACGUCCCUCCUCUACCCAGCCGAGGGGUGACAUGUUUGGGUUCGACGAGCAGGAGGAGACCACUCUUACUCCAACUCUUCCUGACUUCCUAGCUGGCCCUCCCGGUCCACCUGGUCCCCUUGGACCCCCAGGUCCCCCUGGACCAAUCGGACCAGCAGGAGUUCCAGGUCUCCCAGGGCGAGACGCAGAGGGAGGCCUCCAGGGCACGGCUGGGGAUCCUGGGUCUAAAGGAGAUGCAGGGGAGAGGGGCCCUCCAGGAUUAACAGGGGAGCACGGCCAGCCUGGGCAGUCUGGGCAGAAGGGAGAGCCAGGAGAGGGUUUAUCUGAGGGGGGCGCUGAAGGAGUGCAGCAGCUGAGGGAAGCUCUCAAGAUCCUGGCAGAGAGAGUUCUGAUUCUGGAACAUAUGAUUGGCAUCCACGAGAGUCCAGUGGAAUCAGGCUCUGGACUAGAGAGCCUACCAGUCUCCUUCUCAUUUCCUGCCAUCAGGACCAGGAAGGCCGAGUUCACCAUCAAGACAGGACGACUUCAGCCUCUCCAACUCUCCUCCAAUCCUCAAGGAAACAAUCUCCCUGUAGAGGUGGUCAGACAGAGACGAGGUCUUUUUUAAGACACCAAUGAAAGUGUUUUGAUUUUCUUUAGGGGUAGAUCAGCUUUAAUAUUGCAGAUAGAUUUCACCUUUCAUCAAUGUAAUUGUCUGCAUCAUUUCCAAACCCCCAUACAUUGUUUUAAUAUAUAUAUAUAUAUAUAUAUAUAUAUACAGUAUAUGUGCAUUCAGAAAGUAUU
Messenger RNA from Salmo salar (Atlantic salmon), 1791 nucleotides. RefSeq lists its product as uncharacterized. The record is from RefSeq and is a predicted model, not a curated record. Lineage: Eukaryota; Metazoa; Chordata; Actinopteri; Salmoniformes; Salmonidae. Gene Ontology annotation, molecular function: protein binding.